This is a messenger RNA of Letharia columbiana, 1290 nucleotides long. RefSeq lists its product as uncharacterized. Gene Ontology annotation, cellular component: cytoplasm. The coding region runs from base 1 to 1290 and encodes 429 amino acids. Lineage: Eukaryota; Fungi; Ascomycota; Lecanoromycetes; Lecanorales; Parmeliaceae. The record is from RefSeq and is a predicted model, not a curated record. The transcript has 2 exons.
AUGGUCACCUCCCCAUCACCUUCGAGCUCACCACGAGCUUACAGCCCUCCACCUGCUCCUGAAGUUCAGAUCGCUGGACCGCAAUCACCUGCAAUGAUCGGUGAACCCGGACCUACGAUCCCAGAACCUGAAGACACGGCAAAGCUCGAUCAAGGAGCAACGAGGAGGAUCCGCCCUGGCACAAAGGCAGCCGAUAUGGCAUCCGGUCCACCUUUGGUCCCCCUGAAUCAACUCGAUUCGCCCUUUCAGCUGCAGGAGCACCUCAAAGCACUUCACUACGAGUACACCCGCUCCAAAACUGAUCCCACAGCAACCGUGUCCCUCACCCACGAAACAGCCUUGCUCAUAGCCACCCCACCUCCCAACAUCGACCGCUCGCUCUGGCUCUACGAACUCACUCGCUUCCUUACCCAGCACGCCAACGAUCUCCUCGUCGCACUCCUGACCAAGAUCGACCCAGCCUGCUCAGCAGCCUCAUGUCCCGAGAUGCGUGCAUCAGAGUGGCAAUACCUGUGCGCUGUACAUGAUACACCCAAAGCCUGCUGCGCGGUCGACUACUGCAUCCACACUCUCGACUGGGCAGGUGACAUACUCACCUCCGUCAAGCUUUUUCCAAGUCGUAUGACGCUUGGCCCGCCAGACAGUCCUAGCCAUCAGACCGCCGUACGCAACAUCACGAACAUCAUGAGGCGCGUCUACCGCAUCUUUGCCCAUGCAUGGUUCCAGCAUCGUGAGGGCGUGUUCUGGCCCGUUGAGGCAAGUGGAGGGAUCUACACGCUAUUCAAGACCGUCUGCGAUGUUUACGGGCUCAUCCAAGAGGACAAUUACACCAUCCCGCCUGAGGCCGAGGGGUUGCCAUCCAAAGAGGAGAUAGAGCACGAUCGUCAAGAGAAGGCUGGGAUGAAGAAGACAGGCGAUGAGGAGGGUGAGGAGGAUGCUACCGCUCUUCAGAUCGCGGGCGCGACUACGAGACGUCAUAAGAACACACCUUCUGUUGGUUCGGCUGUCGGUACUAUUGCCGAAGGCGAGGAAGAUGAGUCGGAGUCGCCUGUCAAAGAGAAGGCUGGGCCACUGGCUCAAAUUUCUAAUGCGGCGGAGAAGAAGGAUGGUGUGCCAGGAUCUGCGGGGAGCGGAACGGCUGUCGGGGAUGCAAUGAAGGAGGAGAACAUUGCGGGGAUGGUGAAGGAAGGUGAGGAUAGCGGAGAUACGCCUGAAGAUGACGGGGAUGAUACCGCUUCAGUGGUCACCGCUAUCCACGACGAUACGGAGGAGAAGGCAGAGAAGGAGUGA